This is a messenger RNA of Antechinus flavipes (yellow-footed antechinus), 1205 nucleotides long. It is a transcript of the gene ZDHHC15, whose product is annotated as zinc finger DHHC-type palmitoyltransferase 15. The transcript is spliced from 11 exons. NCBI's taxonomy places the organism in Eukaryota, Metazoa, Chordata, Mammalia, Dasyuromorphia, Dasyuridae. Bases 60 to 1133 code for a protein of 357 amino acids. The record is from RefSeq and is a predicted model, not a curated record. Gene Ontology annotation, biological process: protein targeting to membrane; peptidyl-L-cysteine S-palmitoylation; synaptic vesicle maturation. Gene Ontology annotation, molecular function: protein-cysteine S-palmitoyltransferase activity. Gene Ontology annotation, cellular component: endoplasmic reticulum; Golgi apparatus.
UCCUUAGUCCUCUCCGCGCUAGAGCUGCCAGACCUGCUGGGUCGAGCUUCGAGCGGAGGAUGCGACGGGGCUGGAAGAUGGCUCUGUCCGGGGGGCUGCGGUUCUGCCGCCGCAUGCUGGCUUGGGUGCCCGUGCUGGUUAUCGUGCUCGUCGUGCUUUGGUCCUAUUACGCCUAUGUCUUCGAGAUGUGCGUGGUGACCGUGGCCAACACAGUAGAAAAAGUCAUCUACCUCGCGGUGUACCAUGCCCUCUUUGUUUUCUUCAUCUGGACCUACUGGAAAUCUAUCUUCACUCUCCCACAUCAGCCACACCAGAAGUUCUUCAUGUCCUACGGAGACAAGGAACGCUAUGAAAAUGAAGAACGGCCUGAAGUUCAGAAGCAGAUGCUCCUUGACAUAGCCAAGAAGUUGCCGGUGUACACCAGGACUGGGAAUGGAGCUGUCCGAUUCUGCGACCGGUGCCAUCUGAUCAAGCCUGAUCGCUGCCACCACUGCUCUGUCUGUUCCAUGUGUGUCUUGAAAAUGGACCAUCACUGCCCUUGGGUGAACAACUGCAUCGGAUUCUCCAACUACAAAUUCUUCCUUCAGUUCUUGGCCUACUCUGUCCUGUAUUGCCUCUACAUCGCCACGACCGUAUUCCAGUAUUUCAUCAAAUAUUGGGUGGGUGAUCUUCCGAAUACGCGCUCCAAGUUCCACGUCCUCUUCCUCCUCUUUGUGGCUUGCAUGUUUUUUGUCAGCCUGAUGAUUCUCUUUGGGUACCAUUGCUGGCUUCUGAGCAGAAACAAAACGACCUUGGAGGCCUUCUCUGCUCCGGUGUUUCUCAGUGGCCCGGACAAAAAUGGGUUCAACCUUGGAUUCAUCAAAAACUUCCAGCAAGUGUUUGGUGAGAACAAGAAGCUGUGGUUACUCCCCAUCGGGUCCAGCCCAGGUGAUGGACAUUCCUUCCCAAUGAGGUCCAUGAAUGAAUCCCAGAAUCCACUGCUGGCCAACGAAGAGCACUGGGAGGAUAACGAAGAGGAUGGUCGAGACUUUUCAGCGAUAAUUCCCAAGUUCAAGUUCAUGUACACUGGAAAUGUCCAACAAAGAUGGAAUUCAGUAUUGCCUUUGCUUUACCACCAGCACCUGGUCAGGUGAGCAUCCGCUAGAUCUAAGCGUGUGACCAGAAGUCUGCCGGGACUUGUAUCAAGUAAAGAAUGCAGCAACCAA